Wallemia mellicola CBS 633.66 is the source of this 1402-nucleotide messenger RNA. RefSeq lists its product as hypothetical. NCBI's taxonomy places the organism in Eukaryota, Fungi, Basidiomycota, Wallemiomycetes, Wallemiales, Wallemiaceae. The coding region runs from base 1119 to 1298 and encodes 59 amino acids. The record is from RefSeq and is a predicted model, not a curated record. The transcript is spliced from 2 exons.
AAUCAAAGCGGAUCACAUUACUACAUGUUUGCUUAUGUUUAAUUGAAAGCUAAAAAAAAAACUACUGUAAAUAGCUUACAAGCAUCUCACAGUUCUACACGUCCUCGUCACAAGUACCAAUUAACUUUAUCUUGAAGUAUAUGCUUCUUUUGGAAAGUCCUUACAAGCAUAGUCUUUACAGCCCAGCCAUUAAAUAGUUGUCUAGAUAUCUCUAGGCGUCGUGGCAGCUUUAAAGUAGUACUAUAUUAGUACUAUGUAUAUUAUAUUUAGCAGUCUAACAAAGAUUGACAUCAGGAAAGUGGUGCACAAUUUCUACAUAUCGGAUUGAUACCUCAAACGCACAAGAACGUAUUCAAGUAUCAGCUCAACAUUCCAUUGACGUUUGCUCCUAUCGAUCUUGGUGCCAGAGGUGCCUUAGUACCUACAGGGUGGUAGAUCAUCUAAAGGAAUAACGCAGUAUUACACUAAAGUGAACCAUCUAAAGCUCCUCAUAUUUUGUGCUCGUAAGAAAGAGAGUCACUAAUUUCAGAUUGAUUCAGGAAUGACAUCCUCAAGUUGCUUUGAGUGAAAGUCUUUCUAGUUAACGGGUAAUAAUCUCAAAUUAUAUUUCAUGUAACCUAAAGCCAUCCGUCCAUCCUUGAUCGCAACUACUUAAUAAAAAAAGUAAAACAAAAAAAAAAAACAAGCAUCGGAGACCUUAUUUUACAUUUGUUUCUUUGUCACGCUCACAUGAAGUUUAUCACGAGCUACAACUUAGGGCUAAUUACUUUAGUCCUUAUGAUCAACCUAUCUAUGUUCAUUUGUGCUUUUGAAUUAAACAGAUAGUAUAGGCCAGAGAAUUAUUUUUCAGGUGACGCCAACGAAGCAGCAGCUUUCAAGACAAAACCAUUGCAACAGCAAACUGUAGAUUCAUCCAAAACCACAGAAAUGGGUUUUAUUUCUAAUAUAACCUAUUCUGACUUCAUUAGUCUAAAGUUGGAAGACCUACCAUCUUGAUAGGAAUGGCAGAAGUCUAAAUUAUUGAAUAGCUCCAAUGUAUUAGGUGAUAACCGCUCAGGCGAUGAUGACAAGGAUAAAUAAGCCUUGCCAAGCUAUAAAGUUGUAGUCAGAUAAUUAUCAUGGAUACUAUAGGAGCCCCCAGAGAGGCUCAAAAAUCCAUCAUCUGGGAUGAUCCAGCUCUUCCACCCAAGAAGACCAAUUAUAAGUUGUUGAAUUUCCUCUUUGUUUUAGAUAUAAAUAGAUAUCAGAAGUUGAAUAUAAGUAUACAAAGAUCAAAAGUAGUGCACAAAUACGUAUAAAUAAAGAAAUGGGGAUGAAACCAAUGAUUAUAACCUUCUGGAAGCUAGACUAAAAUAUAUGAAAUAUAUCACGUCAUUGAGCAGAGAACAAAACUAGACAAACC